Mobula hypostoma (lesser devil ray) is the source of this 4091-nucleotide messenger RNA. Its product is annotated as keratin-associated protein 16-1-like. The coding region runs from base 1 to 966 and encodes 321 amino acids. The record is from RefSeq and is a predicted model, not a curated record. The transcript is spliced from 2 exons. NCBI's taxonomy places the organism in Eukaryota, Metazoa, Chordata, Chondrichthyes, Myliobatiformes, Myliobatidae.
AUGUCAUUGAGGAAGCAGAGUCCAGUUGUCUGCGAGUCCGUGAGCCUACCAGAGUCCCGUUGUCUGCGAGUCCGUCAGACUACCAGAAUCCCACUGUCUGCGAGUCCCACUGUCUGCGAGUCCGUCAGACUACCGGGGUCCCGCUGUCUGAGAGUCCGUCGGACUACCGGAGUCCCGUUGUCUGCGAGUCCGUCAGACUACCAGAGUCCCGUUGUCUGCGAGUCCGUCAGACUACCAGAAUCCCACUGUCUGCGAGUCCGUCAGAAUACCAGAGUCCUGCUGUCUGCGAGUCCGUCAGACUACCGGGGUCCCGCUGUCUGCGAGUCAGUCAGACUACCCGAGUCCAGUUGUCUGCGAGUCCGUGAGACUACCCGAGUCCAGUUGUCUGCGAGUCCCGUUGUCUGCGAGUCCGUCGUCUGCGAGUCCGUCAGACUACCAGAGUCCUGCUGUCAGCGAGUCCGUCAGACUACCAGAGUCCCAUUGUGUGCGAGUCCGUCAGACUACCAGAGUCCUACUGUCUGCGAGUCCGUCAGACUACCAGAGUCCCAUUGUCUGCGAGUCUGUCAGACUACCCGAGUCCUGCUGUCAGCGAGUCUGUCAGACUACCAGAAUCCCGCUGUCUGCGAGUCCGUCAGACUACCAGAGUCCUGCUGUCUGCGAGUCCGUCAGACUACCCGAGUCCCGCAGUCUGCGAGUCCGUCAGACUACCAGAGUCCCACUGAAUGCGAGUCCAUCAGACUACCAGAGUCCCACUGUCUGCGAGUCCGUCAGACUACCAGAGUCCCACUGAAUGCGAGUCCAUCAGACUACCAGAGUCCCACUGUCUGCGAGUCCGUCAGACUACCAGAGUCCCGCUGUCUGCGAGUCCGUCAGACUACCGGAGUCCCGCUGUCUGCGAGUCCGUCAGACUACCCGAGUCCCGCUGUCUGCGAGUCCGUCAGACUACCAGAGUCCAGUUGUCUGUGAGUCCGUCAGACUACCGGAGUCCUGCUGUCUGCGAGUCCGUCAGACUACCAGAGUCCCACUGAAUGCGAGUCCAUCAGACUACCAGAGUCCCACUGUCUGCGAGUCCGUCAGACUACCAGAGUCCCACUGUCUGCGAGUCCGUCAAACUACCAGAGUCCAGUUGUCUGCGAGUCCGUCAGACUACCAGAGUCCAGUUGUCUGCGAGUCCGUCAGACUACCAGAGUCCAGUUGUCUGCGAGUCCAUCAGACUACCCGAGUCCCGCUGUCUGCGAGUCCGUCAGACUACCAGAGUCCCACUGAAUGCGAGUCCAUCAGACUACCAGAGUCCCACUGUCUGCGAGUCCGUCAGACUACCAGAGUCCCACUGUCUGCGAGUCCGUCAGACUACCAGAGUCCAGUUGUCUGCGAGUCCGUCAGACUACCAGAGUCCCACUGAAUGCGGGUCCGUCAGACUACCAGAGUCCAGUUGUCUGCGAGUCCGUCAGACUACCAGAGUCCAGUUGUCUGCGAGUCCGUCAGACUACCAGAGUCCUGCUGUCAGCGAGUCCAUCAGACUACCCGAGUCCCACUGUCUGCGAGUCCGUCAGACUACCAGAAUCCCACUGUCUGCGAGUCCGUCAGACUGCUGGAGGCUGGAGGUGCAAAGGUGUUGAAGGACUGAUCGUGUGUGUGAUUGGGUGGGUGAGAGGGAGGAAAGGGGCUCAUUUUGCUGUUGCUGUUUUGUUGCUUGCUGUGUUCUAUGCUGUUGUGUUCUGUGUUGUUUUGCUGAGCAUUGUGGACGUGUUACGUUGGCGCCGGAAUGUAUGGCAACACUUGCGGGCUGUUCCCAGCACAUCCGUUAGUGGUGGUUGCUAACGCAAUGAUGAAUUUCACUCUACGUUUAAAUGUACAUGUGAUAAAUAAGUGAAUUUGAAUAUGAAUCUGAUAAUCAUUUCUCUCUCUCUCUCUCUCUCUUUCUCUCAGUCAGACACACACACACACACACACACACACACACACACACACACACACACAUCCUAUUGACCUUUUGGAUCAUCUUAGAACCUCAAGAAGAUAAUUUCUUGAGAAGAUUUAUUUGAGUAAAUAUAUGAGCUUUUCUUCAGUUCUAAACUACCAGGCCAUACUCCAUAGAGUAUGUUAGUGUUAGUGAUCGGGAUGGAAUGAGGGCAGACUGGGCAGAUUCCGUUUGUUUUCCUUGGAGGGAAGAAGGCUGAGUGGGAACCUGUUUAAUUGAUUGAUUAGAUUUGUUUUCAGAACAGAAUCACAGAGUCAGACUACCUUGACUUGGACCAGGAUUCAAUUCAAAAUUAAAAAAAAGAAAACAUUUUAAAGUGAAUCACACUGAAUUUCAUGUGGGGCCAACUUACACUCCUGGUAAGAUAAAUGCAAUCUGUGUACACAAUAACAAAAUGUACCCACAAGGCGUGGAGCUACACUGUGUAAACUGAAUUAAGUAGGGUAUCAUUCAAGCUUCAGACAAGUGGAAAUAUACAUUUUAACAACUGGGUUGGCAGUGUAAUUUAUUCCUUCCACACCACCUCCUACAAGUAUCAGAAAAGAGUGUGUAGACCUUGACAGAUACCUAUAGAGACCACUGCCUCUUGCAGCGAUUAUGUUCUUUUCAUCAGUAAAAUCUGGAUUAAGUAGGCUAUGUAGUCAUGUGUGCCUUGUCCCAUCAAGUCUGGAUCUUUGGACAUCCCCUUUGGUCUUGGCUUGCUGCAUUUGAAAAUAUUGGAUGUAAGUUGAUCUAAGUUGUUCCCUCUAAGCUGCGUGGGUGUGGAGCUGUGCAGUAACCAAAAUGCUCCCACGCACAUAGCACUUGUUGCCAUGCAGCUGGAAUUUUCUUUCAUACAAUGUCAAUAUAAUUUUGAAAUCUGUUAAUAUAAUUGUGAAAUACCCUCUAAUUAAUUAUGUGUUAAUGAAUAUAAUCCAUAGAUUUUCUAAAUAAUAAACUUACCACAACCUUUACUUUGAAACAUUUUACAAACUUCAACAUAUUUACAACGAGAGUGUUUCAAAUUACAACCCUGUUACAAAUUGUAACAAUAAACACAGAAUGGAAGUCAAUAGCUCAUUGUUAAUAACCAAUAAGCCCACUGAAUGCUGAUGCUAGCCAGUUAAAACAUUUUACUUUUGCCAUUGUGCCUGUAAGUUGUUUUUACUGCCUGACAUCAUUUACUUUUGUUGUGAGUUGUAGUUUGUGUUUGUUUGAUAUGAAAAAUUCUAUAAAUAAUUCUGGAAAUUUCAUUAUACCCUUCAAUUAAUAUAUAAAACGAAAAAUAUGUGAUUUUUCAGUUUUCAUUCUUAACAUUCAUAGUAUACAUAUUACAAAAAAAAUUAAAGUUCCACACAGAUUUCAGGCCAUGUAAAAAUCUCCUGCUCAAUGCAGCUGUAAAAAAUUAGGGGGUCAUUGGUUGACUUUUAUAUUCCUUAUACCCACAGUUGCUUCUAAUAAAUCCCUUGCACACUUCAUCAAUUGGCUCUGAGGCUUUAUGGUUGCUUACUGUAAUGGAGACAUGUCAGCUUACUGAGACUUAAUGCUUACUUUUUCUCUGGGCUAUACGAGCUACUUCAUCCCAUUCCAUAGCAACCCAAGAUCAACCCUUGGUUACUAAUGGGCCUAGUUUGACAGAUUACAUUUGCUCAUAUUCUUGUUUCUUGCUUGUAGUUUAAUGUACAGUAUUUUUAGCUAUUAAUAAAGGUACAGUAUUUAUUAAUUGGAUUUCCAAUACCCAUAUUGUUUUGCAUUCAGUGUUAAAGUUCUGCAUGCUGUGAACUGCAAUUACCUGUAAAAAGCAUUUUGUUAAGAUGUUAUCUUCUUUAAAAAUAGAUACCCGCUCUGAAAAAUGACCUGAAAAGUAAAAGCUUCUGCCAAACCACUGAAAGGAGGUGGAGAAUGUCACAGUUAUUUACUGUACACAGGACAGCAAUAUCAGAUGCCUGAUGAUGGUGAGGAGUGAUAUCUGGGGCGAACUCUGACACUAGUGGAGCCAUACCCACUGGAACUGUUGCUAUGUGAUUCCUCGAAAUCUCCUAAAUCAUUUGCGCAGGGUUCCUCGGGUGCAUUCCAUCGAAGGCGCAGUGGGCAUGCUGGAAUCCAUACAGGGUUGGGGGGCUGGCCCCUG